AUGGGCAAUGUCGCCAGCCGUCUCGAUGAGGCGGGGAAUUUGUUCUUCAAGGACCAGAAUCGAUUCUCGAUCGCUUCGGUCACCAUAAGCAACUCCAGGCGCCGCCUGUUGACCCUAUCCCCCAACGCAUUCCCGGCAGUGAGAUAUGUAGCCAAGCGGGAUGCAGGUGAUGAUACUCCGAUCGAAUAUAUCCAGGAUCCCGACGUCCCCUCUACUGCUCCCACUCCCACUUUCUUAUUGCGCCUCGCAAACGACGAUGAACUCAUCUUCAACUUCACCUUUAUUCUUCGUCAAACACCAACGGGCAACGUUACCGGGUCCACUGUCAACGGCGUCUCGACUUCACUUCCUGAAGUGAGCGACACCAUUCUUAAUGGACUUACUUUUGCCCAUGCGUCAAACUCGAAAGAACUCGAUAACCUCAUCACCCGGGAGUUUCACGCAAAUCCCAACCUACAAAAUAACUCCAACGUACAACUCAUCGGAGACUUUUCUACGGAUGGCACCCCAUCGGUGUCAUUUGAGUGGUCCUGGACAUGGAAGCCUCCCAAGGGACCAGAAGACAAAGGGGGCGGCUGGCGAAACAGCUGCAGUUUGCUGGACUAUGAUCAGAGGACUAAUCGCCUGAAUACCCUUGCUCACUUUUCCUUCUGGGUGCACAACUCGGUGCGGCUGCUCCCAAGUCCGCGGAUAUCGUCGCCCAACCUUGAGCUACCGGUCCCUCCUCGCAGCCGCGUCCCCUCUACCCAAUCCACGGCUUCUCAUUUCAGUGACACGGAGAUCACUCAUCAUAAUAUUCCUUCCAUCACUCCGCCCGAGACCGUAGACGGGGCACCCCCUGCCCCGACACAACCCCCACCCCCACCUCCCGUGAAAGUUGAUCUGCCACAUUCUCGACCCGGAGAUGACAUGAGUGUUGUGGAAGAUGGGCCACUAUUCCGAGCGACCAUGAAAGCGCUGGAACAGAAAACGGGUAAUAUGCGCGCGAAAACAAAGAAGGUGCUUAAAAAGGCCGAAGCGGCCCAGCAGGCCCAGGCAUCCUGCAAUGAUGCCAUGGAAGCGUUUUUGGGCUCCUUAGGGGAGACGUCAACUUCUAAUGGCAACGUUAUUCAGCCUGCGUUGGAUCACUAUUUCGAGAGGAUUGCCCGUCAGAUUCUGACUUACGAGCAGCUGAAUACGCUUCAGCUACAAAAGCUUGUCAUUGAACCCCUUAUUAAGGUUUAUCAUAAUGAUAUCAAGCAAGCAGAGUCAAAGAAAAAGGACUUUGAUGAGGAGAGUCGGGACUAUUACGCCUAUGUUAGCCGAUAUUUGGGCCAGCGGCAGGACUCACUCAAGGAGAAGAAGCGAGCCGAAAGUGACUCGAAAUACCAGGCCAAACGGCGAAACUUUGAGCUGAAGCGCUUUGAUUAUUCCUCUUUCAUGCAGGAUCUUCACGGUGGCCGCAAGGAACAAGAGGUGCUCUCACACCUCACUAAGUAUGCGGACUUCCAAGCCAAGAAUUUCUUGGCAGCGGCAAAAAGGAUUGAAGAAAUGGUCCCCCAACUGGAUGCACUUAUCUACGAAGUUAAUCAGGCCGACAAGGAGUUCCAAUUCAAGCGAACCGAGCGUGAGGAGAAGCGCAGGGCCCUCGAAAAGAACAGUAAUCCAUACCUUGAACCUGAUGCCGUGGCCGGUGGCACGAGUGUCUCAACUAUAUUUCCUGGAACUGCCAACGGAACUGCUUCUACGGAGACUGAGUUGGGCCGAGCCGAUAGCACAAGCUCCCAGCUGCGUGGCGUCAUCAGCAACAGCUCGUCCGUCUCAUCCCAAGCCAACGCAGGGUCAGUCAGCUCAACCGCUGGUGGUAGCUCUGCACCUACAACUAGCGCAGGUCCUACCGGCGCUUCGGGUCAAAAUCGUUUCAAGGGCAUUCGGGAUCUUGAAGAGCGGGAAUCGCUCGGGACUGAUCGUGCUGCUGGACAGCAACGAAAAGAAGGGUUGUUGUGGGCUCUUUCCCGUCCUGGGUCCCAUAUGGACCCCAAAGGUAUCAACAAGCAGGCUUGGCAUAAAUUCUGGAUUGUAUUAGACCAAGGGAAACUCUCAGAGUACAGCAACUGGAAGCAAAAACUAGAUCUCCACAUGGAGCCUAUCGAUCUUCGAAUGGCAUCUGUUCGCGAAGCUCGCAAUGCUGAGCGACGAUUCUGCUUUGAAGUUAUAACACCACAGUUCAAGCGAGUCUAUCAGGCUACUUCAGAGGAUGACAUGGCGAAUUGGAUUCGCUCUAUCAACAAUGCACUGCAAAGUGCAGUGGAGGGUAGAGGAAUGCCGCUGGCACCCCCUGUUUCGUCUAAGAGCGAGUCAUCUACCGGUCGUGAUAUUGGGUCUGUGUUAACGGGUAAAAGCUCAUCCGUAUCUGGUCAUCACUCCUAUUCAAGCAGCUCGGCUGCUGGUGUGACGCGCCGUACAACGGUUGGAGCACGCCCCAGCUAUGUUCGCAACGACAGUAACAACUAUGAGGAGAACCCCUCACGGCUACUACAGACCGUGCGCGAUGCUGACGAGGGGAACAAUUGGUGCGCCGAUUGUGGGUCUUCCUCCAAGGUCGAAUGGGUGUCAAUCAACCUCGGCAUUGUGCUGUGCAUUGAGUGCAGUGGUAUCCACCGAUCUUUGGGGACCCACAUCUCCAAGAUCCGAUCCUUGACUCUUGAUGUUCAUUCCUUUUCAAACGACAUUGUUGAGAUUCUCUUACAGGUCGGCAAUCGGGUUAGCAACAUGAUCUGGGAGGCAACACUGGACCAGUCGCUCAAACCAAGCGCAGCGUCCACAAGGGAGCAGCGUCUCAAGUUCAUCACGGCCAAAUAUGUUGAUCGAGCUUAUGUGGAGCAAUUGCCAUCUUCCCGAUCCCGGUUUGCGACUCCUAACGAAACACUCCUUGCCUCCAUCAAGACGAAUGACAUUCAAGGUGUCCUAUAUGGGAUGGCACUACGCGCCAAUGUCAAUGUCCCAGAUCGGUCCCGCAAUACACACGCUGUCUUCUUGGCCCUUGCUGCCGCUGACCCUGCUUCACCUGGAUCCACACCUACUAGCCUGACCGCUCGUUCCAACGCCAAAGCAAUCCCUUUCCCCGUUGCCGAACUGCUGGUCCAGAACGGCGCGGAGAUCCCCCCACAACCUCCCUCCAUCCCUCUAUCCCCCGCUGCACAGCUGUAUCUCAGUCAGCGCACUGCGCGGAAUUCUGCAUUCAGCGCCCCCAGUCCUGCCGCAAAGACUACCGCUAGUGACACUCUUGGGUCCCUGCCCACCAUUCGGGGCUCCAGCAGGGACAGUUCGGCUUCAUCUGGGUCCCAAGUGCCUAACUCCGAUACGAAGGAGAAAGACAAGUUGUCCAAGCGAGGAAGCGCCGGCGCACGAUUCGCAGGGAAGGUAGCAUCCCUCGGGAUUGACCGAUAA
Penicillium pulvis is the source of this 3429-nucleotide messenger RNA. RefSeq names its product putative ARF GTPase activator (Csx2). Gene Ontology annotation, cellular component: endosome; trans-Golgi network; cytoplasm. The coding region runs from base 1 to 3429 and encodes 1142 amino acids. The transcript is spliced from 4 exons. The record is from RefSeq and is a predicted model, not a curated record. Gene Ontology annotation, biological process: intra-Golgi vesicle-mediated transport. Gene Ontology annotation, molecular function: GTPase activator activity; protein binding. NCBI's taxonomy places the organism in Eukaryota, Fungi, Ascomycota, Eurotiomycetes, Eurotiales, Aspergillaceae.